Messenger RNA from Cherax quadricarinatus, 3755 nucleotides. NCBI's taxonomy places the organism in Eukaryota, Metazoa, Arthropoda, Malacostraca, Decapoda, Parastacidae. The record is from RefSeq and is a predicted model, not a curated record.
AAAGGAAUGGAACAGACUACCCGCACAUGUCAAAGCCAGUCAUAGCAUGAACCAGUUCAAGAAGAGUGCCAAAAGGUGUCUGAUGAAUGUAGCUACAGAAAGGGAGGGGAAUGAUUUUCUAUUUUUUAGCUAACAUACGUGUAAAUUUUACCUUAUUCCUUGUAAUGACCCUCGUAUUGUAGAUAGUCUUAAUGACCUUGGUGUAGCAGAUAGUCUUUUUAGUAUGAUAAUAAGAUGUUAUCUUCAUUGUAGAAUAAUAAGAAAAUAUUAUAACCUUUAUACUAUAAUAAUAAGGUAAAAGGACCCCAAUGGAAAUAAGUCACUCUGUCUGACUUUUUUGGGUUAUCCUAGGUUCUCUACACAUAUGCUGCUAUGUAUGAUAAUUCUAUGUAACUGUAUUUGUGUAUACCUGAAUAAACUUACUUACUUACUUACUUACUUACUUGCUAUAAUAAUAAAAUUUAGAUUAAUGCAGUGGUACCUCGUGUUACGAACUUAAUUCAUUCCAUAAGGCUAUUCAAGUGCUGAUACUUGGACCUGGAGAGAGUUCCGAGGGUCAACGCCCCCGCAGCCCUGUCUAUGACCAGGCCUCGUGGUGGAUCAGGGCCUGAUCAACCAGGCUGUUACUGCUGGCCGCACGCAAUCCAACGUACGAACCACAGCCGGCUGGUCAGGUACUGACUUUAGGUGCUUAUCCAGUGCCUGCUUGAAGACAGCCAGGGGUCUAUUGGUAAUCCCCCUUAUGUAUGCUGGGAGGCAGUUGAACAGUCUUGGGCCCCUGACACUUGCUGUGUUGUCUCUUAACGUGCUAGUGACACCCCUGCUUUUCAUUGGGGAAUGUUGCAUCGUCUGCCGAUUAUGUUGUGAUCUGAGUACAUUGUUUUUGAUAUGAUGACAUUUCGUAUCAGAUCAUCAUUGUUAGUAAAUAACAUAAAUUAGAUUAGUCCAUUUCAAACCCCCAAAAAUACACUUACAAAAGCACUUGCAAAAAUACACUUACAUAAUUGUUCGAGUUGGGAGCUGUUCGAAACUUGAGGUACCACUGUAUCUGCACUUGUAUUUGACCACCACUAACAACCUUCACAAAGGUUAAAGCCUAUUGUGUAGCUGAAACUUAUAAUAAACUGUUCUCGCAAAAAUUUCACUAAUAGUUAUGUGUUAUGAGUAGAUACAAUACAAUUUUUAUUCCUUUAUGUAGUACGAAUAUGUAAUAUAGUUUACACAUUAUAAAACAUUGGUAGGCACAAAAUACAGCCACUAGUAUGCAAUUCAUUUUGGGUAAACUAAUCCUCAUGCUUAAAGGUUAAUUAAGAUUUAGAUAGACUAUUAAGUAGGAUUUCUUAUGCAAUUAACUACAAUCAUAUGUACAAUAAGAAAAGUAACUAAUUAACAAAAGGUACAGUUUCAAAAAGACUGGUUAUAAAUGACCAUAAUUUUUAAAGGGGUGGACCGGUAAGCCAGCGGAAGGCCUCGGUCAGAUGACCAAAAGCUCCAAAGGCGGGUCAUCAUCUGACUAAGACCCGCGUCAGGAAACAUUUGUCCUGUUUCCUGACGAACCUUACCUAACCUAACCUACAGUUUCAAAAGCAUGACUUACUAUUUCAAGCUGAUGCAAGUUACUGUAAGGUUGCCCGAAAUGCUCUGCAUAACCAGGGGUUUUCUGUAAAGUACGUAUGUCAAUAAUAUCACACUUUCUGUACAAACUGUAAGCCAUUCUUUAUAGAAAUACUGUAAAGCUUACUUUACUUUACUUACAGCUUGAGCCUGUUAGAACUUCCUAAUACACAAAUAACCCGCACGUAGGAGACAGGAGCUUAUGACGACAUUUCGGUUCAGGUUAUUUGUGUAUUGUUCCAGUCAUGGUAUUGUGCCUUUUUGUUAUUUAGAACUUCCUAAAUCUCCAGGAGCUGGGAGAUAGGGCUCAAUAAGGCAUAAGUCUUGUGGUCCUUAAUAACACCACCACAAACAACAACACUAAAUAUACUUGCCAAUAUGUCAACGUAAAUUAUAAUAUCUAAGUAUUCGUGUUUGUAUGAUGGUCAUUAUAGAUAUGUAUAGGGUAAUUAUAGAGAUCCAGUCUUUUUGUGAGUUUGGCCACGGCUUAUAAUACAAGUGUUUGUUUAAAAUUUUUGUUUAAAAUUAAUUCAUACACAUAAUUUACAAUAAUCUGAAUGCCCAUAGAAUGUACAUUAUUGUUUGUUUAAAAUUAAUUCAUACACAUAACUUACAAUAAUCUGAAGGUCCAUAGAAUGUACAUUAUUCUUAAAAAUGUUUUGCCAUAUAUCUACACAGUAUGUAGCAGCUUUUGCCACUCAAGUACAUUAUAUAAAAAUUUCAUGUGUUACUCAGUUUUCUCUUGUGUUUCUAGAGGUUGAAAUAUGUUGAGUGGAUGUCUUUAUCAUCGACUGGAAUCGGUCCUUCCUCCCUUGAUACCCAAAGGCAACAGUCAGAUGGUUUGUAUGACCAAGGAGGAUAUGCUGUACAGUUCUGAAAUAGGGGAUCAAGAUUUUUCAAGAUUAGAGUUUUUAAGUGCAUGUGUGAUCAUGAAAGAUGAGUAUACAGCCCAUCAUCUCCUACCCAGGGUUCCUCACAGCUUUUAUCCUGCACUGUUUCAGGCUGUCAUGCAAAAAUGUUACUACUCCACAAGUCAGCAAUGGCAGUUGAGUUUAAAGGACCUUUGUGCAAGUUGGACAUUACUGGUUUCUCUCUUCCGAUAUCGAAUGUCCACCUGCUGGAGAGAUUUGUCAGAAUGGCAUACAACCCCAAUAGUCCACCUCAUUAUAUCAGAAAUGAAAUAAGGAUGGAUAUCAGAAUAGAGGGUGAGGCAGAGAGUCAGUUCCAGGCUCUUCAUGUUGUCUGCACGAUUAGUCGUCAUCAUGGUGCUGGCUUAGUCGUCAAAUUUAGGAAAGUAAACAUAACAUCUAUACCUGGGAUCUGCCUUGUUUCUUUGCCUAAGGAAACAGAAUGCCUGGAAUUAGAGCUUUGUGGCUUGUGCAAUAAUUCGUUGCUUCCACUCUUAUGCAUACCAAAGUCACUCACCAGCCUAAGUUUGGCACAUAACCGGAACAUCACUUCACUUCAGUUCCUGUCUCAGUUACCUUGUUUGUGUGAGCUUAACAUUUCCGGAAUAAAUGUUAGAGACAAAUGUGAACCCAUUGGCAGUUUACCCCAGGGUUUACAAUACCUCAAACUUGUGGGGUGCAGAGUCAGGUCAGCAGAUCUGCAAGUAUUGAUAACAAGCAAGCACGUGCUAACUUUGCGUCACCUUGACCUGAGUGAAAAUCCUUUAGGAGGUCCUGAAGAUUUCUAUUCACUUUGCAAACUCUGUCAGAAACUUCAGAAGGUGUCAGUGCUGGAAGUUGAAAAUUGUAAUUUAAAUACCGUGAUUCCUGAACUUCUAACACAACUGAUCAACAUUCUUACACAAAUGCCCACCUUAGCAUUCUUAAGACUUAAUAGAAAUGACUUCUCAUCCUGGAGUAUUACAAAGCAUAUUGUAUGCCUGGGAUACAGCAGAACCAUGAGGUGUUUGUGUAUGACUGUACCAUCUGAAGUCUAUAUUAGUGAUGACUAUACAGUUAUUGACAAAAGGAUUAAGAAGCUCUGCACAGAUUUCCUUAGCAGUCUGCAAGCAAUGAAUGCCACACAUGUGGCUGUUGAAUGGAUUGAAGAAUCUCUGUACAGUCGUUGGUUCUACACCAUUUGAAAAUUUGUCAAAAGGUGAUGGUGUAGUUCCUUCAUAAAAAUUAAAUAUU